ACAUUUGGAGCUUCAGCUCUGCUUCGGCACUGUUAAUAUUUCCUUCCAAUUCCAUGAGUUUUUGUGCUUUGGAUGUUUUGGUGAAUGAGCCAUACUGUAUGAUCCAGCCCCUAAGAACCGCCUUAAGUCCUUAAAGAGUGAAGAUUAUAAUAAACCCUUUUCAACAGUCUCUGAUGAUGUGUUUCUGCCUAAAUUCAUCAGUGUAAAUCACUUUUCACUUUUUGUUUUUAUGUGCCAGUCACUUUGUGCCACAGCAUUCUGUGUAAUCGUCUAUGUGUCCUCAGUGCACACUGAAAUCGCAAACCAAACCAGUGGAGAAAUCACAUGAAAGGUCGAUGUGGGUGCAGCGUUCACCACUCUGUGGUCUGUAUGAGCUUGUCAAGUUUUUGCUGCUAAAUAUUCUGUGUUUUUGCUAAUCCAUAUUCAUCAGUGCUUACAGGAGUUUACAGCCACAUUUCUGCCAUUGAUCGUAUGAAGGCUGAGACUCUCUUGGGUUCUUCAGUGUCAAAAACCCUCAAAAAUCAUCAGAAAGCUCUCACACUUCCUGUGUUGCCCAUGACGCCACCGUCCUCAACCUGACGGCUUCAGGACCGAAUCACAACUCAAACACACAAUCACAUCUGCAUCAAGAGGUUUUGUUCCAACUCCUCAUCUGAUGAAAUGCCUCGAUCAUUUCUAGUGAAGAGUAAGAGGGCGGGGCAUCACUCCUCACGCUCCACCCACUCACAACAUCAGCAACAAGAUGGAUGGGUGUCCAGCUGUCACUCAGAGACGAUAGAACUGUCGCCCAGUUUACCUACUGACACCAGCAGAAACAACCGUUCAUUACUGCACUGGACCAAUAACAGCUCUGAUGCUGAAUACUGGAACUCGACUGCAGUGCAUCAGUGUGGUGUCUGUCAGACGUCUCACUCUGAGCUGUCGUCCUCUUCUGUCGUUUUGGAGAGUGAGACAGAUCUGGAGCGUCUGAUUCAAGCGUUACUCAGUCGCCAUCAGCUGAUGAAUGCUCAGACGCCGCUGUGUGAGUGUUCACUCUGUGAGAAGCUCUUGUCCUCUGUGGUGGGUUUGGCAUCUCACUUGCGCAAGUCACAUGUUAACAGGCCUGCUCUCCCAUUGGCUGGUUCCACAGGCCACGUCCAGCAGCACUAUAUGUACAGACCUUCAGGAUUACUCAGGGUGAAGGAGAGGACUUUUGGCUGUAAGGUUUGUGGGAAGGUGUUUAAGCGGUCAUCGACUUUAUCCAUACACCUGCUGAUUCAUUCGGACACACGGCCGUUCCCUUGUCCACACUGCGGCAAGAGAUUCCACCAGAAAUCUGAUAUGAAGAAACACACGUACAUACACACAGGUGAGAAGCCUUAUGUGUGUGUGGUGUGUGGUAAAGCGUUCAGUCAGAGCUCAAAUCUGAUCACACACAGCAGGAAACACAGCAACUAUCAGCCGUUUAGUUGCUCAUACUGUACACUCAGGUUCCAGAGGAGAGCUGACCUGCAGGGCCACCUACAGACACACACAGAGAACAACAGUCGACUUUACCAGGAGACCUGAGAGAGAAUAUAUCAAAUAUAUAGAAUAUUUUUUAACAUUUUUAAUCCACUUUAAAUGUUAGUCAAGGUUUCUUGCAACAAAGUUUUUCAAGACCAUUCUCCACUCUCUUUCUCUUUCUGACCCCUUACAAUGAAACAGACUGUUAUUGCUACUGUUUUGUUAAGACUUAUUUAUGAAAAUUACCUGUUAUGACUGAACUGUUAUUCUCCGAUAUACACUUACAUCACCCACAUGUGUAUUUAACCCUUUGGGACGUUUUUGUCUUUUUAUUUUUCAUUUUGGGUGUGUUAAUGCCAAUGGCAUACAUUUUGCCAGAGGUGUGUAUUUUUGGGGGUAUUUUGAUAUUUCAACCUCAGUUCCUAUAAUACAUCUAUAAUACACUGUGUACACAAAAUAGUCACACUCAGGACCUUCAGGACAAAAAUGUCCCCAUUGAAACCCAUUAAAACUGCAAUAUUUGAUCCCAGUGCCAUUAAAGCAUAAAAUCAUGAAUUCUAUGAUAUUAUGCUUUCAUUCUGGAGUCCUGGCUUCAACAUUUACAUUAUUAAUACUUUCUACCAGAUGGCGCCAUUUUCCUCAUGUUUAGCCUAUGGAGCAAAUACAAGCUUUUCCCCUAUUCUCUGUUUGCUGUAUUAUAGAGCACUGCAGGCCAACUGAAUAAAUGAUGCAGAUAAAAUUGUGUGUGUGUGUUGGUAUUGAUGUUAGAGUGUGUUAAGUCUGUGUGUAUUGCGAAAUUUGUGUGUGUGUAAAAAACAACAGUGGCAUUAUGUAAACAAACUGGCAUUUAAAGGGUUAAAAUCCUGAAAAUGAAUGAAUAUUUGAUAGUUAUGAUCAGGACUGAUGUUGGUUAAAAAAUCCAAGUCAGUGAAAGUGGAAAAUAAUAUUAAUAUAUAAUAUUAUUGUGGCAGUUUUUUGACGUGGACAUUUUUGUCCUCUGUGGGCCUUUAUUUAUUGAUGCACAAGGGUUAAAGUGUAUGGAAGUCAUAUUGUUUAGAUUGCUAAUAUGCAAGAUGUCUUUGAGAUGUUUGAGAAAUCUGCUCUUUUUAGGAUGUUUAUCAGAUGUUAAUAAGAUUGUGAUGCUUUCCAGAUGAAACUCUCUUAAAAAGCCAUUAAUUAGCUCAUGGUUAUGGUACAAUCAUGAUGAUUUUUCAGCAAGUCAGUAUGUCGCAUAGUACAUCAAACCCUUCUGUUUUAAAGAAUCAAGAAAAUGUGAUCUCUGAUGAUAUGACCUCUUUAAUAAUAAACAG
Messenger RNA from Myxocyprinus asiaticus (Chinese sucker), 2795 nucleotides. RefSeq names its product zinc finger protein Gfi-1b-like. The record is from RefSeq and is a predicted model, not a curated record. Gene Ontology annotation, biological process: regulation of transcription by RNA polymerase II. Bases 661 to 1548 code for a protein of 295 amino acids. The transcript is spliced from 7 exons. Lineage: Eukaryota; Metazoa; Chordata; Actinopteri; Cypriniformes; Catostomidae. Gene Ontology annotation, molecular function: RNA polymerase II cis-regulatory region sequence-specific DNA binding; DNA-binding transcription factor activity.